Messenger RNA from Parnassius apollo (apollo), 1260 nucleotides. NCBI's taxonomy places the organism in Eukaryota, Metazoa, Arthropoda, Insecta, Lepidoptera, Papilionidae. The record is from the annotation of a GenBank genome assembly.
AUGAGUCUAUCAGUCGCCCGACCUUUAGUGUCGGUAUACUCUGAGAAGAGUGAGGUGGUGCCUGGCUCCUCCAUCGCUCUUCCCUUUGUGUUCAAGGCGCCCAUCCGCCCAGACCUUGUUAACGAUGUUCACGUUUCUAUGUCCAAGAACUCUAGGCAGCCAUACUGCGUUAGCAAGGAGGCUGGUCACCAAACCAGCGCCGAGUCAUGGGGUACCGGUCGUGCCGUAGCCCGUAUUCCACGUGUCCGUGGUGGUGGUACCCAUAGGGCGGGGCAGGGUGCGUUCGGCAACAUGUGCCGCGGCGGACGCAUGUUCGCGCCCACUAAGCCGUGGCGGCGCUGGCACCGGCGCGGCAACCUGCGCCAGCGCCGCGCGGCUGCCGCCGCCGCCGUGGCAGCCGCCGGCGUGCCAGCGCUCGUGCAGGCCCGCGGUCACAUCAUUGAGAAGAUUCCUGAACUACCUUUGGUAGUCUCUGACAAGGUCCAAGAGAUCAAUAAGACCAAGCAAGCUGUCAUCUUCCUCAGACGCAUCAAGGCCUGGUCUGAUGUAUUGAAGGUGUACAAGUCGCAACGACUUCGUGCCGGUAAAGGAAAGAUGCGUAACCGUCGUCGCAUACAACGCAAGGGCCCCCUCAUUAUUUAUUACAAGGACCAGGGUCUUACUCGCGCUUUCCGUAACAUCCCUGGCGUAGACCUACUCAAAGUUGACAAGUUGAACCUUUUGAAACUGGCCCCUGGUGGCCAUGUUGGACGCUUCAUCAUCUGGACUCAGUCUGCUUUCGAGAGGCUUGAUGCCCUAUUCGGCUCCUGGAAGACACCAUCAAAGGAAAAGAAGAACUUCAACCUACCACAGCCCAAGAUGGCCAACACUGACCUGACCCGUUUGCUCAAGUCUGAAGAGAUCAGGAAGGUCCUGCGCGCGCCUAACAAGCGUGUCAUACAUUCUCCACGCAAACUGAACCCGCUCACCAACUCGAAGGCUAUGCUGAGACUGAAUCCGUUCUCGGCAGUGUUGAGAAGGAAGGCCGUGUUAGACCAGCAGAGGAAAAACAACCAGAGAGCGUUGGCUUUGGCUGAAAAGCGCGGUAUAAAGCUGUCUUCUAAGGACCCAGCUGUUAAAGCCGAGAAGCUCCGCGAGAGAAGACAAAAGCUUCUAAAGCUUGCCGCUGCCAAGAAGACAAAGAAGCCGGCGGCCAAGAAGACAGCCCCUCCCCCGCCUAAAAAGAAGGCGAAAGAAACAAAGGCUGCGCCUAAGAAGUAA